Oryza brachyantha (malo sina) is the source of this 3036-nucleotide messenger RNA. RefSeq names its product pentatricopeptide repeat-containing protein At3g13880-like. Bases 1 to 2475 code for a protein of 824 amino acids. Gene Ontology annotation, molecular function: RNA binding; protein binding; zinc ion binding. Gene Ontology annotation, biological process: RNA modification. Lineage: Eukaryota; Viridiplantae; Streptophyta; Magnoliopsida; Poales; Poaceae. The record is from RefSeq and is a predicted model, not a curated record. The transcript is spliced from 3 exons.
AUGUCUCGUUAUUGGGCCGCCCAUAAGUCUCAAAAGGAAACAGAAAAGGAAAGAAGAAAAAGAGAGAGAAAAAAAAACCGCGCCUGCUCUCAUGCGGAGGCGGGAAUCAAGAUGCCGCCGCCGCCGCCGCCGUCGUUCCCGUCGCUGGACGCCUUCUACCUCCACCUCCUCCGCGGCUGCACCUCGCUGCGCCACGCCGCCACCGUCCAUGCCCACGUCGCCCGCGCCCACCCGGCCGCCUCCCUCUUCCUCCGCAACUCCCUCCUCUCCGCCUACCGCCGCCUCGGGGGCCCACUCCCCGCGCGCCGCCUGCUCGACGAAAUGCCCCGCCGCAACGCCGUCUCCUUCAACCUCCUCAUCGAUGCCUACGCCCGGGAAGGGCUCGUUUCCCUCUCGCUGGAGACCCUCGCGCGGGCGCGGCGCGCGGGGGUCGGUGUCGACCGGUUCUCGUACGCGGCCGCGCUCGCCGCGUGCUCGCGGACAGGGGGCCUGAGGUCGGGCAAGGCCGUUCACGCGCUGGCCGUUCUUGACGGUCUUUCCUGCGGGGUGUUCGUCUCCAACUCGCUUAUCAGCAUGUACGCCAGGUGCGGCGACAUGGCUGAGGCGAGGCGUGUCUUUGACAUUGCCGAGGAGCGGGAUGACGUCUCCUGGAACUCGUUGGUCUCUGGGUACGUGCGCGCCGGUGCACGAGACGAGAUGGUAAGCGUGUUUGCUAUGAUGCGCCGCUGCGGGAUGGGUCUGAAUUCGUUUGCUCUUGGGAGUGUCAUCAAGUGUUGCUCUGGCCACGGAGACGGGGCAAUGGACGUUGCUGAGGCAGUUCAUGGAUGUGUUGUAAAGUCUGGGUUGGACUCUGAACUGUUUCUUGUGAGCGCCAUGAUUGACAUGUAUGCCAAGAAAGGCGCUCUAAUGGAAGCUGUUGCGCUCUUUCGGUCAGUGCAAGAGUCCAAUGUGGUUGUGUUCAACGCUAUGAUUGCCGGUUUCUGUCGCACUGAGACUGUGAUCGGUAAGGAAGUUGCAAGUGAAGCGCUAACUCUGUAUUCAGAGGUGCAAAGUUGUGGGAUGCAGCCUACUGAGUUCACGUUCUCCAGUGUUUUACGGGCGUGUAACCUUGCUGGAUACCUUGAAUUCGGGAAACAAAUACAUGGCCAGGUGCUUAAGCACUGUUUUCAGGGAGAUGAUUUCAUUGGUAGCGCACUCAUUGAUUUGUACUUCAACUUUGGCUGUAUUGAAGACGGAUUUAGGUGUUUCAGAUCCAUACCUGAGCAUGAUAUUGUCACAUGGACAACUAUGAUUUCUGGGUGUGUUCAAAAUGAACUUUUUGAGGAGGCGCUGAAUUUGUUUCAUGAAUCUUUAGGUGCUGGAUUGAAACCUGAUCUUUUCACUAUAUCAAGUGUGAUGAAUGCAUGUGCAAGUUUAGCUGUUGCAAGGGCUGGUGAGCAGAUCCAGUGCUUUGCCACAAAAUCUGGUUUUGAUCGGUUCACUGUCAUGGGAAACUCCUGCAUGCAUAUGUAUGCAAGGUCAGGAGAUGUUGAUGCUGCAACUCGGAGAUUUCAGGAAAUGGAAUCACAUGAUGUUGUCUCUUGGUCUGCAUUGAUAUCAAGCCAUGCACAGCAUGGUUGUGCAAGGGAUGCAUUACAUUUCUUCAAUGAAAUGGUGGAUGCAAAGGUGGUGCCAAAUGAGAUUACUUUUCUCGGUGUCCUUACUGCCUGUAGCCAUGGAGGAUUGGUUGAUGAGGGACUCAGGUACUAUGAAAUAAUGAAUAAGGAAUAUGGGUUGACUCCAACCAUAAGGCAUUGCACUUGUGUUGUUGAUCUUCUUGGGCGAGCUGGGAGACUAGCUGAUGCUGAGGCCUUUAUAAGCAACUCAAUCUUCCAUGCUGACCCAGUCAUUUGGAGGUCAUUACUGGCCUCGUGUCGGAUUCAUGGAGAUCUGGAGAGAGGUCAACUUGUUGCAACUCGGUUAAUGGAACUAGAGCCUGCUUCGUCAGCAUCCUAUGUAAUUCUUUACAACAUGUACCUGGAUGCUGGAGAGCUCUCGUUAGCUUCAAAAACUAGGGAUAUGAUGAAACAGCGAGGUGUGAAGAAAGAACCUGGCCUUAGUUGGAUUGAACUGAAGUGUGGAGUUCACUCUUUUGUUGCUGGUGACAAGUCCCAUCCAGAGAGCAGUGCAAUAUACACAAAACUGGCCGACAUGCUUUCCAGGAUUGAGAAGUUGACAAACACUGGUACUGAAAUCCCUAGAAGGGAGCAAAAUUUGAUGAAUUGCCAUAGUGAAAAACUAGCUGUGGCAUUAGGAAUUAUUCACUUGCCUCAGUCAGCACCUAUAAAAGUAAUGAAGAACUUGAGGGUUUGCCGUGAUUGCCACUUGACAAUGAAACUGAUAUCAAAGAGUGAAAACAGAGAAAUCAUCUUGAGAGAUCCAAUUCGCUUCCAUCACUUUAGAGAUGGUUCUUGUUCCUGUACGGAUUACUGGUAGUGACUCAUACAAUGGUUAUAAAGUGAAUUAUUGGAUUUGUACCUUCCAGACAGCCCCAAGGGGACACUUGGACAGCGUUGAAUAUGUUCAGUAGAGAUCCAGCCAAAGCCCUGCAAGUAAGUUCUUAAAAAAAGAACAUUCAGAAGAGAUCUAAUUGGUACAUGUGUCUUGGUUUCUGGAAAGUGGGCAAUCAGCAUGAACCAUCGUUUUUUGGGGUAAUUCUCUGCUUGACGACAUGGAGUCAUGGAUCAUGGUUCUGUAACCAGACUACCAGAGACUUAUUACAGGUAUUAUUCGUGAGAUUACGCUGCAUUCUUCUGUUGUUAUCUGACUAAGGCCGAAUGGAGUUGAUUCACUUAACUAAUAACCAGUGAAGAUGAGAGUACUUUGUACAGGCGAAUGGUAUCCCCAUUUUCUUCAUUUGUUGAAGCACGAUGUUAUUCCUGAGCUGAUUCUAGUUACCCUAACCCAUCGACCAUCUGUUUACAGAUGCUGUACAAAUUGAAAAGAGAGUUCAUUCUAUAAAGUUUACAUGCACUUUAUUUACUAUAUAAAUUUCGC